Messenger RNA from Diospyros lotus (date-plum), 899 nucleotides. RefSeq lists its product as uncharacterized. The transcript has 5 exons. The record is from RefSeq and is a predicted model, not a curated record. Gene Ontology annotation, cellular component: endoplasmic reticulum; EMC complex; membrane. The coding region runs from base 180 to 542 and encodes 120 amino acids. NCBI's taxonomy places the organism in Eukaryota, Viridiplantae, Streptophyta, Magnoliopsida, Ericales, Ebenaceae. Gene Ontology annotation, biological process: autophagosome assembly; protein folding in endoplasmic reticulum.
CCAGUUGUACGUCUCGGAUCUGAUUCGUGAACUGGUAUAGUCGUAUAAGCAAGCAGUCCGGGUGGGGCUUUCGAUGCACCAAAACCCUGCGAAGGAUCGAAUUCUCCGUAUCUCAACCGGCCGAGAGUUUCAUCGCCGAACAAGAAGGCUCUGGUAUAGAGUAACGAAGAGCAGGAGUCAUGGCUGGGCGUGAUGAUUCCGGUUCGUCGGAGAAGAAAUCAAGCGAGGCCAUGGACGGUGUCCCGACUUUCAAUGUUGAGAAUAUGCAGAAUAACCUGAAAUCCGUCUAUUACAGCCGGACAUUUAUGUCUAUUAUUGGUGGAGUCAUUGCUGGAAUUUUGGGCUUUACUGGUUUGACUGGAUUUAUUUUUUAUUUCCUCAUCAUGGCAAUUACUUCAGUAGGCCUCAUAGCCAAGGCGGGAUGUUCUAUUCAUUCCUAUUUUGAUUCCUGGACCCAGAUUCUUGUUGAUGGCAUAUUUGGUGGGCUUAUGUCUUUUGUGCUGUUUUGGACAUUUGCUUAUGACAUCGUGCACAUUUUCUGAGUGGAUGCCCGAAGGUUGAAGACGAUGAUGAUGCUGGCAUUCCCAGAUUGGCGAGACGAUCUCGGCAAUGAUUGAACAAACUUCAUCGCAUCCGCAUCAGCCUAGCUCUUCCCCUUUAGUUAAUGCUCUGUCUGGCCAUCUGGAAAAAACAUUUUUAUUAUAUAUUUUUUGCAGUAUUCGGUUAAAUUUUAGAAGUGUUUUUGUAAGACAGUGAAUCAAAUGUUACUCUUUAAUUAUUUUUUCUUGGGUAGAAAUUUGGAAUUUUUCCUGUAUUUCCAGGCAGGAUGGUCGUUGAUAGAUGGGUUGUCGCCACCUCCUAUUUUCGUCGUAUUACACGAAGUAGUACUUUAUAUUUUA